Molecule: messenger RNA, 2245 nt
Organism: Falco peregrinus (peregrine falcon)
Lineage: Eukaryota; Metazoa; Chordata; Aves; Falconiformes; Falconidae
Gene: AAR2
Product: AAR2 splicing factor
Exons: 3
Coding region: 66-1220 (384 amino acids)
Biological process (GO): spliceosomal tri-snRNP complex assembly
Source: RefSeq, a predicted model, not a curated record
GACCGUGCGGGCUCGGCGGCGGCGGCGCGGCGGUUCCGGGCCGGUGGGAGCGGCCUGCGCUGCCCAUGGCGGGCCCGCGGCUGGAGCCCGAGCUGGCCCGGCAGCUCUUCUUCGAGGGCGCCGCGGUCGUGGUGUUGGGCUUGCCCGAGGGAGCCGAGUUCGGCAUCGACUACAGCGCCUGGACCGUGGGGCCCCGGUUCCGCGGCGUCAAGAUGAUCCCGCCGGGCAUCCACUUCCUGCACUGCAGCGCGGGGCGGGCGGGCGGCAGCCGGGAGACGGGCCCGCGUACCGGCUGCUUCCUCAGCCUGCAGCGGCGGGAGCGGCGGGUGCUGCGCUGGGACACCUGCAGCGAGGCAGUGGGGCUGGCGGCGCCGGCCGCGGGCGAGGCCGAGGCCUUGGCGGAGAACCUGCAGGAGAUGGACCGGUUCCUCGGGCCCUACCCGUACGAGACCCUGAGGAAGUGGGUCUCCCUCACCAGCUACAUCAGCGAGGCGGCGGUGGAGCGGCUGCAACCGGAGAGCGGGCGGAUCUGCGCCUUCUCGGAGGUGCUGCCGGUGGCGGCGGGGCGGCACGCCAGCGAGCGGGCGGAGCAGCGCCGGCCCCGCUUUGACGCCGAGUGCCGCAGCUACGCCGAGGGGCUGGCGCGGCUGCCCCGCAUGGAGCCCAGGGCCGGCACCGAGAUCAGGUUCACGGAGCUGCCGAAGCAGACGUACCCCGACGGAGCUACUCCGGAGGAGAUAACCAGGCACAGCAUGGACCUCAGCUACGCCCUAGAGAGGGUGAUCCGCCAGCGGUACGCCGGCCAGGCUCUGGAGCUGCUCGCUGAGUUGCAGUUUGCUUUCAUCUGUUUCCUGAUUGGGAAUGUAUAUGAUGCAUUUGAGCACUGGAAAAGGCUGUUAAACAUCCUGUGCCGAUCUGAAGAUGCCAUAGGGAAGUAUCAAGACCUUUACAUCAACCUAAUUUCUGUGCUGUAUCACCAGCUCAAUGAAAUCCCAGCUGACUUUUUUGUGGAUAUUGUCUCCCAGGACAACUUUUUAACCAGCACCUUACAGGUGUUUUUUUCCUUCACGUGCAGUGCUGCUGUUGAUGGGACCCUAAGGAAGAAGGCUGAAAAAUUCAAGGCUCACCUAACAAAGAAAUUUAAAUGGGACUUUGAGGCCGAGCCUGAUGAUUGUGCUCCCAUAGUGGUAGAACUUCCUGAGGGUGUGCAGGUGGACUAAGCACAAUGCUUGCUUGGAAACAAACAGCUUUUUAAAGUCACUCUUUCUCCAUAUCUUUUCCAACCAUGCCAGAUUCCUAAAGUCUGUUUCUGAAGUUGUCUCUGCUUUCUGCUGUAGAAGCAGAUGUGGAAAACCCAGGAAGAUUCCUAACUUUGUGAGAAGACCAGAAUUAUUGGAGGAGUUUGUCAUAUGGCUGCUUUGGACACCUGGGUUUUUUUCCCCUAGCUCUUCUGCAGCAUCUCCUCGUUCUGUACUCUGCUCACCUCUAGAUCCCUGGUCCCUUCUGUCCUCCUGGGCUGGAGGUGACCCCUGUUUGGAGAGCAUCUGUGGUUUACACUUGAAGCCUUUGCUGCUCUGAUUUGAUGCUUCCUGAGCGAGGAGUGUAAGCCCACAUGACUGGUCACUGCAGCUUUUGACAGCCCAAACCCAGGCUGUGACCUCCUGCAUUACAGGGGUGUAAGCACAGCUGUUUCAAAACUGUGUUGGAUGCUUCUGCUGGUCACUGUAAUUUAUUGCAAUAAUCUGUUGUGGAGGAGGACUCAAAGCCACAGCAAAACUCCUCCCAUUUCAUGCCCCUAAUCCUGAGGUAUCUUAUUCCUCCCAUUCUGUUAAAGCCUUUUGUAUUUACUGCUGACACUCUGUUUAGCCUGACGUAAAAGAAAGUUAACCGUUUGCUAACAAGAAAUAGAAUUAUUGGGCAGCAGUCACCCAGGUCUUAAAGAAGAGAGCCAGCGUAAGAUUAAAGGUCAGACUUCCACAUGAACUGGAUCCUCUGUUUUGUUAUAAUUGGAAAUAGUAUUUUCACUGGUGGCAGUCUCUUCUUCCUCCCCAUUUCCCAUGAGUAAGCUCUAAGAAAACUUGUAGUGCUUGUUCAGAGCUGCACAGGGACUUAGUCCUACCACUUGCUUGUUACUUUCUUGGCUGUUAGAGUCCUUCAGGAAUUUGUAUGCAUGUCUAACAAGAUAAUGCUGGUUUUUAGUCUUUUAUAGUUCAAAAUAAAUCUCGAGAACCUUGUCUACAGAAAA